GAGACAGGACUCUACAUUCCCCCAGAAAACUAACUCUCUCAAACUCCAUCUCUCCAUCAUUUCUCCUUUUUCCUGAAAAGUUUGUGGGUUUUUCUUUUUUUUUGGGUUCUGUCCCUGCAGACAUUUUCUACCCCGUUCCCCCUGGGAUUUUGUUUUAGGUUUUCUGGUACCCUGAGCCAUGGAGCUGUCGGAUAUCUCUUUCCCCAUCCCCGCCGCGGAUGACUUCUACGACGACCCGUGCUUCAACACGAGCGACAUGCGCUUCUUCGAGGACCUGGACCCGCGGCUGGUCCACGCGGGGCUCCUGAAGCCGGACGACUCCUCCUCCUCCCCCUGUUGCUCCCCGUCGCCCUCCCCUUCCUCCUCCCCCACCUCCUCCUCCCCGGAGGAGCACGUCCGCGCGCCCAGCGGCCACCACCAGGCGGGCCGCUGCCUGCUCUGGGCCUGCAAGGCCUGCAAAAGGAAGACCACCAACGCGGACCGGCGGAAGGCGGCCACGAUGCGCGAGCGCCGCCGGCUCGGCAAGGUCAACGACGCCUUCGAGACGCUGAAGCGCUGCACGUCGGCGAACCCGAACCAGCGGCUGCCCAAGGUGGAGAUCCUGCGCAACGCCAUCAGCUACAUCGAGUCGCUGCAGGCGCUGCUGCGGGGCGGACAAGACGACGGCUUCUACCCGCCGCUGGAGCACUACAGCGGGGACUCGGACGCCUCCAGCCCGCGCUCCAACUGCUCCGACGGCAUGACGGAUUUCUCCGGCCCGACCUGCCACUCAAACAGAAGAGGAAGUUACGACAGCUCUUAUUUCUCAGAAACUCCAAACGGCGGUCUGAAGAGUAACCGCAGCUCGGUGGUCUCCAGCCUGGACUGUCUGUCCAGCAUCGUGGAGCGGAUCUCCACCGACGCCAGCAGCCUGCUGCCGCCCGACGGCCCCGGGACCUCGCCAUCCGACCCAGCUGGCGAGGCGGUAGCGGCAGCGGCCCCGGGGCCCGUCCGGGUCCCCUCCCCGACAGCCAGCCACAACCCCAACCUCAUCUACCAAGUCCUAUAGACCCCUCACAGCCUAACCGUGCGCUCACAGCGUCCACUCACACCACCGGGAAAAUAACACUUUCACUCACUUUCAUUUUGAAAAAGAUUUCGGGCUGAACCGAAUCCUCACAACCUGUUUACAGCAGCGGUUAAGUUUUAUCAUUUAAAAAAACUAAAGUAAUCUGGUUUUAGUUCCCUUUUUAACAGUGGUGUAGUCUAAUGUAUUCUAGUGGGUAUACUGUACCAUAUAUAAGAAUCUGCCUUUGGGGGGCAUAUCAUAGUGGGGGGUCUGAGUGUCCUCCCCAGAGAAGUUUUGAGCAUCAAAGACUUAAUUUCCUGUACUCCGAUACACUUUUAUGCCCCAAUUUAUGGUGGAAAUGCCUUUAUUUUGUGUAGAAGAAAACCACAGAUGACAAUAUAUGAAAAAUCUAAUGGAAAGUAUGUUGUUGCGUGCCAUUGGGGCAUUUUAAAGUGGGUCUAUGGAAAUCCUGGCACUUUCUUAGUGGGUAUACUGCGUAUACCUGCGUAUCACGUAGACUACACCACUGGUUUUUAAGAUGAAAAGUAUGGAAGCUCAAUCCUGCCGAGAAGAUGACAAUAAUAAUUAAAAACAAUAACAAUAAUUGAAUUUGAAAAGAUCAUUCGUAACUUUUUCGGUUCUUUUAGCAACGCGUUCUCGUGAACGGGUUCGUAUGAUGUAUCGCACGAAAACUUGAGCACAUCAACUCGUACGAUAUCCUACGAAAUUCUGACCGCCGGCUGGUCACGUGACAGUUAAGUUUAGCCGGGAAAAAGUGACUGUGAGUCGGGUACAGAGUACCGUGAGGGGACGGGCGUUUCAGAGGCCAUAGCAGUUAAGUUUAGACACCAAAACGACAAGUUAAGAUUAGAAAAAAGAUUGUGUUUUGGGUUAAAACAGCGGUUCCCUUAAGUAGAAACUCCCGGAACACAACCCAAAUAUCCCCCAUAACUGCGAUAGAAAGAUCUGGAAAUGAGCCUCGAGGUUACCUAGGCUACCUUACUUAAUUCAACAGCUUUAAAAUUCAGAAACAUAUCAAGGUGUCGGUGACAAUUGAUAAUCACUCUGAAUAAUAGUUACAAGAUAAAGUCGGAGCUACUAAUCAGUUAUAUAUCAUUAAUUAAAUUUGGACUCUUAUUUUGAAAAUGUUUAGAAUACUUUUUUUUAUUUAUUCAAUGUUUGACGCUCCUUUUGAAGUUUUUUGUCACAACAUUUAUAUCACACUUUUGUCGACGUUUUUCCGACAUCUGACACUGUCGUUUUUGACUCUUUAACUGGAAAAUUGAUUUUAAAAGAAAACAAAAAAGUGGGACGCUUUUAUCAUUUAUAAGUUUCCAAAUGUUUGAUUUAAGUAUUUUCCUGGCAGGAAUCAUCUUCCAUACUUGAGCAUAUUUGACCCCGCAAAUUCUCGUUCAUGCUGUUUAAAAUAAGUACAUUUUAGAUUUAGAUAAAAAAAAAUAAAAAAAUAAAAAACACUUGAAUGCUGGGAAAUGUAGUUUAACUGACGAACACAAAUAAGUUCAGUUCUUGCUGUUAUUUUUAAAAUUUUAUUUUAAGUUAUGAAAGAAUAGUUGAAAGGCUCAGCGGGAGUCGUUGAGACGGAUUUUUCUUCCUAUCUGUCCAAAAGUCUUUUUUUGAGGAAGGACGGAGGCCAAAAUAACCCCCCCCAAAAAAAAUCCAUUUACAUUCCUCCACUUUCGUCCAUCUAAAGUCGUAAAAAAUAAAUAAAAAUAAGCCCCAGCUGUUUUUAAUUCCCUCAGGUAGAAAACCCCCAAAAACGAUAACCCUGUGAUAUUUUUAGAAACAUGUCAUACAAUAUAACAGAUUCUCACUCCCAUCUGGUAAAAUACAGACGCUUGGUCAGGUGCCUUUGUCGUUGUUAUUGACGCUAAAAGCCUCCUUUAGCGUCAUCUAAAAACGAGCUUGGUCCUGAACCAGACUCCCUACACAGAAUUUCGACCUUGCAUACUACUCGCCACCGUGGUCGUUCUUAGGGUUACGUCAUCUUCAAGCGCCGUGUAGCUGCUGCUCUCCCAGGUGCGUUCUACAAACACGCUGAAGGGCGCCUUUUUACAAAUCGCUUCAGGCACUGACAGCCACAGCCCAAAUGUUCGUAUUUUACAACUUCCGAGUGAGAACAGGUUGAAAAUAACGCAGAUUUUCUGUAGAAAAACUGCAGGUAAAUCAGAAAUAAUUUGGGGUUGAAGUUGUUUUUUUUUUAAAGAUCUUCCUUCCUGUCAAAACAAAAAACUUAAUUCAUUUGUCGCUUUCAUUCACUGCAGCGAAGGACCACUUUUCUGUUUCUGUACAUAUUGUGUAAAUAAGAGCUGAUUUGUUCCAACUGAAAGUAUUAAUUAUGUAUUUAAUGUUUCCGGCCCUAUGUGCUUUUUUUCUUUUGUUUGUUGUGAAAAUGUUAAACUUUAUAUUUAUACGUCUGAAAACUGAGUGACUGUCAAAUGACUCAAUAAAUGAGAACUGCUUUAUUUAUACAAAACCAUAA
Messenger RNA from Perca fluviatilis (European perch), 3548 nucleotides. Its product is annotated as myoblast determination protein 1 homolog. Gene Ontology annotation, biological process: regulation of transcription by RNA polymerase II; muscle organ development; positive regulation of myoblast differentiation. NCBI's taxonomy places the organism in Eukaryota, Metazoa, Chordata, Actinopteri, Perciformes, Percidae. The record is from RefSeq and is a predicted model, not a curated record. Gene Ontology annotation, molecular function: protein dimerization activity; DNA-binding transcription factor activity, RNA polymerase II-specific; RNA polymerase II cis-regulatory region sequence-specific DNA binding. The transcript is spliced from 3 exons. The coding region runs from base 179 to 1048 and encodes 289 amino acids.